CACACUGGGGAGUGCGAGCGUGGUGCUCGAGUGUGUGAGCGCGAGCCAGGCGCGACAGUGCGCUGCUUUUGCUGUCGGUCACGCGUACCAUAUCGUUCCGAUUAAUUUUUGCGAUCAAAAUGCGGUGUUGUCGUCUAAGUGAGUGAGAGGUUGCCGCGUACCUGGCUACAAGACAUCACGCCAUGUGGAGCGUAGGGUACGUAAGGCCUUGACCAUUGCAGACAUGGGCACGGUGGUUCUUGAAGAGUACGAGCUGCUUGGUGAUGCCAAGUACCGUUCCUAUGUCACUGCCAUUGACAAAGCUCUCAAGAGCUUUGAUAACACCAGUGAAUGGGCUGACCUCAUUUCGGCCCUUGGGAAGCUCAAUAAGGUAGUGUCCAGCCACCUCAAGUACCAAGUGGUGCCUCGACGGCUGACCGUCAGCAAGCGACUAGCACAAUGCAUGCACCCAGCGCUGCCCAGUGGUGUCCACCUCAAGGCCCUCGAGUCGUACGACCUGAUCCUGAGGGCAGUGGGGCCUCAGAGGCUCGGCCAAGAGCUCUUUCUGUACGGAGCUGGCCUGUUCCCGCUGCUGGCGCAUGCUGCCAUGAAUGUGCGGCCCGCACUGCUCAGUCUCUAUGAGACUCACUUCCUGCCCCUGGGCGAGCGACUGCGGCCUGGACUCAACGGGUUCCUCAUUGGUGUCCUGCCAGGCCUUGAAGAGGGUUCGGACUACUACGAAAGAACUGACAAGCUGCUUCUUGACGUGUGUGUAGCCGUCGAAAAGAGCUACUUCUAUGGCAGCCUGUGGAAAUGUAUCCUGUGUAACCCAGGCAUCCGUCAGGCAGCCAUCAACUUCAUUGUCUCCCAUUACAACCGGAGACUUAGCAUGGAGGACCAGCUAUAUGUCAUUGGCACUGACAUUGACUGCAUGAUCCAGGCGCUGUGUGCUUCACUUCAGGACUCGAGCAUCCUGGUGCAGAGGAGCACAUUGGAGCUCUUGCUUCUGGGCUUCCCCUUGCACAACUGUCAGUUGGUCCAUGCUGACAGGGUCCGCGUUUGCACGGCAGCUCUGGGUGUCCUGCUUCGGAGGGACAUGUCUCUGAAUCGACGGCUGUUUGCCUGGCUGUUUGGAAGUGAUGGUUCGUCAACUGUCAGCGUUGUGCCAUCGCCCGAGUCUGCAGGAUCGUCUGAGCCGUCGUCCUCUCCUGUGCCCGACUCUCCAGAACCUGCACAGGCAACCUACUUCCACAUGCAUUCAAGUUCCCUCCUCUUGGAAGCCAUUAAGUGCUUGUUCAGUCCUUCAACGUCCAGGUCACCUGUGCUCAGCAGCAACUUUUCAGUCUUUUGGCCGUACAGGAUUCUUGUCUCUCUCAUGGACAAGCCCGAGACAAAUUUCAUACUCGAUGACAUUCUCAUUGACGUGUUCAGGUCCCUGUACAUUGAAUGCAACCUGGGGACAGUGACCAAGUCCAAUCAGGAAAAACAGGCCAACCGGAGCAACUUUGAGCUGAUCAAGACGGCCAAUCUGCUGUUCAGCUCCCUGGAGCCGAACUAUCUCUGGGAGUACGUGCACAAAUGCUUCCAGUGCGCUUGCGAGCGUGCAUCGUCAUCUGCCGGACAGGUGCCUCCCGUGGCAAAGUGCAGUGAGGGAAGCAGGGUGGUCCAUGUUGGAGCCGGACAGCCAUCACUACUUGAAGUGUGUGUCCUGUCAGAGUUUCUGCUGGAAGUCAUCUCAUUGGACACAUAUGUAGAAACCGAGAACCUCCCAACACUCCUGCAGAAGGUCGCGAAAGAUCUAGAGCAGUACUGCAGCUCGCUCUCACCCGAGGAGCUUAAUGGCGCUCUGCUUCUUUGCUCGAGACUUCUUUCCAAGGUGCAGCCGACGACAAUGCAACCCAACACUUCAUGCACGGAGCCAGCCUGCUCUCUCGCCGACUCACACGUUACCAGUCGUCAGAUGACGUCAUUGGAAAAGCAGUCAGCAUCCUGUGAAGAGGAGCUGUCACUAGCAAAUCUCAUUUCCAGCUGUACAUCGUCCUUUCAGCAUCUGUUUCUCCGCUUCGUUGAGCUUUGGGUGCUCGCUGAUGCCGAUGCAGUUCAGCGCCAGUUUGCCACUGCACUCGUCUCUAAGAGACCAAAGAAAGAUGACAGGGAGAAAGAAUUGCAUGGGCUGCUGCAACAAUGUUUGCUCCAGGAGGAAGGCGGCGACCCGUACCAAAGCAUCGAGCUGCCACAGGUGCCUCCCCGGCCACUGGAGAACACAGAGGUUCCACAGAUCAAGCUAGAUGUGCAGCCUGGUUUUUGCAAACUGAAGGAAACAUACGCUACCCUUUGCCAGUUACUUGUUGAGCUGUCCUCAUUCCCAGCAUCUCUGAGUACGCUCAAGGCCAUCUUCUUCGACGACGACUCUCCACAUAGCCCAGAUGAAGAGUUCCUCCCGGUCUGGCUGCGGCAGUUGCUGAUGCUGUCCUGCUUUGUGGAAGACCGUGACCUUCUGUUGCAAACGCUCGCCACAGUGCUCGAUUUGCUGGGCCUUGCCAGAACAGCAGCCGUGGCCCUGGAGCCGCCUUUGCGUGAUGGAAGCCGCAUGCUUUCUCCAGGCAGCCAGGCCACUCUAGCGAUGGUGGUUGUGCCGAUGGUGCGGCCGGGGGACUUGCGUGCGAUUCUGGAACGGACACGCUUUGUGGGCCUGGCAGCGGGCCGCCUCUGGGGCCUGCUGGAGCCAGGUGCCAGUGACCUGCACCUUCAAGCCGUGGAACUGCUGCAACACCUGAACAACCUGACACCCGAGCAGGACGGUUCCUGUGAAGAUGUCCUGUGCAGGGCACUGGCCAGUGAGAAUGACCAGGAGCAGACAGAUGCCCAGAAGAGGUUCGCCAUCCUCUGGCAUCUGAGCAGAGACCUCAAGUUUAAGUCUACUCCAUCAAACCUUGUUCGUCCAUUUGACAGGUGCCUGUUCCAGAUGCUGCACAGCCUUAGUAGGCCUUCUGGGAUGCAGAGGGCAGCAGCCCAGGUCUGGCUGAAUCACUCACUCAUGCGGGGUGACCUGGCUCGGCUGUUGGAGCCUGCCAUGAUGGUGCUUCUGCACCCAGACACUGCUCGCAUCUCGGUGCAGCACGUGAGUGUGCGGGCCGGAGCUGCUGCCACGCCCGCAGCGGUGACCGCAGAUGCCACCCCGGUCACCGCCCAUGACGACACCAAUUCGGAGGGUCGAAUAUUUGCCAUCAGCAGCGUUGGUGGAAAUGUCAUUUACCACGUGGACAAGUCCAAGGCAACCAAUCUCACGGCCGGCAACACUAGCAUUCUCACACCCUUGAACCCCGAGAGGAAAGUGCUGGCACUGACCUCCAUUGUUGGAUCUGAGAAGGGAAACGGUUCAAAGGUUGUGACUCGCAGCUCAAAUCUAGACAUGGAAUUUCCCCCGGCACUCGAGUCUUUGCAUCAAAUGUCAUUGUUCGUCAAUCCAUUCGGUUCACUGACCUCACUGUCAAGCGACUAUGGUCUGGACUCGUACAGCUACGACCCUCCCGACCUCUCCAAUGCCACACGCAUUGAUGGUGCCACCCUCCGCAAGAGUUCUUUCGAGGAGUCAGAUGAGCCAAGCACCAAGGAGGAGCUCUCGCACAAUGUGGUGCGCUCGAUACUGGACGAGAUACUUGACCUCGCUACUUCAUCGGAACUCAAGGAGCCCCUUGACACCGCCGCCCAGAACUUGUUCGGCGAAGAUGCAGCCCGACUGGACGCCACUUCCAACACUCCCUCGGGGCAGCUCACUUCCCACCCCCUACACACGCAUCUCCUGCUGUAUUGCCAAGUGUUCGAUUCACAAAAGACUCUGUAUGCACUCACAGUGUUGAAGAUGAUUAUAGAGUCAAACCCGCGCGUCGCACUGUGCAGUAUGGCAACCACGAGUGUGAGCAGCUCAUUGUCGCAGCGCGGCGCGCAGUUGCAAACCUUGCUCGCUCGUCAUCGCAAGUCUGUAUUUGGCAACAACUUUCACGGCGAGCUGGCACCGGAGGCACUGUCGGGCUACCGCAGCAGCAUGUUUCUGGAGGUGCUAGUAUCAGCCUGCUUGUACUUCGUACGGAGUUACUACCCGAGUCUGCCGCAGACGCACUUAACACCUGCAGAGCUCUCUGGAAACCGGGAUGUGCGGUUGCUCUGUUGCGAGCUGUUGCGGCUGGUUUUCUCUGAGCUUGUUGCAGUUGUGCGGGACAGUGGCCGCAGUUUUGCCAUCUACCUCAAUGACCUGCUCACUCGGUGCAAAGUGCAGAAGGCCCUUCUGCACUGCCUUGUAGCAUCUGUGUAUAGCUUCCAGAAACCGUCCUCUGAAAAUGACAACGCUCUGACGGUUGGCAUCAUUGAGUUCAAUGAGAAGAUACCUGAUGGAGAGGGUUUGGCCGAGGACUUUCAGGAAACAUUCCAGGUUUACUUGCUCCAGUUGAUCGCGGCCCUUAUUGUGUUUGAGGAGAGAGUCACUUCCCAGAUCGGAGACGACGGACAUCCAGGUCACAAGCCUGCCACCGAGAAGGCAGCACCCAAGAUGCGGUUUCAGCCACAGAUGUCCACACUGCGAUACCAGCACAACGUGCCCAUCCCUUGCCAGGCCAUGUUCGGCACAGCUCUGCUGACCGCCAUGCGGCAGCAGCACAAGGCACACUUGCACGCCCAUUGGAUGAGCUUGGUGAUGUGUGCGCUGCCCUUUGCGGGCAAGUCUCUUACCCAGCUGGUGCUCUCUGUGGCCAGCCAGGUGUGCUCCAACCUGGAGGUGGCUGUGGCCGCACCAUGCGCUGCCACCAGUGCCUUGGAAUUGGAGAGCAUGUCCACCUACCCACCCGACUACCUCACUCUGCUUGUGGAGGGGCUGACCCUGCUGUGCCACUACUGCCUGCUAGACAGUGCUGCACCUGCGGCCGUGACUCCUGUGACCCAGCAGCCACCUCCUGCCCCGCAGGCACUUGCUUCCAGUGCCAAUGUGUCUCAGAUCAUCUACAACCUUAUCCACGUGUUCUCCAACACUGACCCACGCAAGGACUUGCAUGCCCGCGAGAGUGGUGGCAGUCUGGACCCCAUCCUAUCGACGCGCCGGAGCCUGCUGAGCAACCUGCCUCGCCUCCUGGCCGCCCUCGUGUCUGUCUGGGAGGCUGUCUCUCGAGAGGAGAAGGACCCACCCCAACAGGGCCCCAAGCUGGCACAGCUGUGGGUCAUGGGUGCACCCAAGGUUGUGAAGCAGCACAUCUUGAGCUUCCUGAGCCCCAUCUCAAUGACCUAUGGCUCCAACUUCAUGGCAGCUGUUGCCGUCGUCUGGUACGAGCGGCGAAAGAAGACUGCAUGUGUUCAGCGCAAGGUGAUCCCCUUGUGGAGUCCUGACCAGCUCCUGCUGGUGGAGCUCGUGUCAGCCAUCAAGGUGCUCCCCAUGGACAGCGUGGUCCAGGUCGUACGGCAGGUCAUCCGCCAGCCACCUCCCACAAACCACGACCGUAAGAAACGAGUUCCCCUGGAGGUGAGCAUGCUGCAGUUCUUCCUGGCCUACGUGCAGAACACUCCAGGCACCCAGCUGCAAGAGUCGUGGAGCUCUCUGCUGGGUCUCUGGAAAGACGGCCUGCAGCUCACAGCCAUGCCCUUGGUUCAGUUCCACCUGCUUGGGCUGCUCCACGAGUUUGUUCAAAGAGCACCCUUGCUUGAGGACAAAAAGGACCAGAAGGACUUGCAGGACAUUACUCAGAAAGUGAUAGAGGCAUGCAGCACGGUGGCAAGUGCUAGUCUGGAGCAGACAACGUGGCUUCGCAGGAAUCUCGCUGUUCGUCCAGGACCUCAGCCUGACAUCCUGGGCAGUGAUGCUGACCCUGAAGGAGACAUGGUUACUGCAACUGAAGGCACCCUCGUAACUGCUCCGGACACAACCGAACAAGCAGCUGGGCAGCCAACUUAUAAUCCGACGUCCUAUGCCCAGUACAGCGUGCAAGCGCUUUCUGUCCUAGCAGAGUUCUUAGCUCCAGUGCUUGAUGUUGUCUACGUGAGUGAAGAGAAGGAAAAGGUCGUUCCACUCUUGAGCGGAAUUAUGUUCUACGUCACACCAUACCUCCGAAACCACAGGGUACACAAUGCACCCAGUUUCCGCGCCUGCUCGCAGCUGGUGUCAAGCCUGUCAGGCUACCAGCACACCCGCAAAGCAUGGCGCCGUGAUGCACUGGAGCUGCUGCUUGAUCCGGCCUUCUUCCAGAUGGACCUGCCCUGCCUCGCUCACUGGCGCGCCACGGUGGACCACCUCAUGACAAAUGACAAGACCACCUUCAGGGACUUCAUGGCCCGUUUCGCACUGGCACAGAGCGGCUCGUUGAACAUCUUCAGCAGCAAGGAGCAGGAGUACGAGUCUCGGGCGCAGCUGCUCAAGCGGCUGGCCUUUGUGCUCUUCUGCAGCGAGUCAGACCAAUACCAGCGCUACAUGCCUGACAUCCAGGAACGGCUCUCGGAAAGCCUCAAGCUUAGCCAUGUGCCAAGCAUACAUGCGCAAGUGUUUCUUUGCUUCCGAGUGCUGUUGCUGCGAAUGUCACCGCAGCACAUCACCUCUCUCUGGCCGGGUAUCAUCACUGAACUGGUGCAAGCUUUCCUCCAAAUAGAGCAGGAGCUGUCAACAGACACGGAGGAAUUUAGCAGACGGAAUCCAAGCUCGCAUUUGCGCAGGCUACAAGGCCUAGACAGCAGCUGGGCCGUGAGCAACGGCCUCAAUGCCCACAACCACCCAGCGUGGUUGCAGCUGUAUCUGUCAGCCUGCAAGCUGCUCGACCUGGCCGUUGCCCUUCCUGCUGACAUGCUGCCCCAGUUUCAGAUGUAUCGGUGGGCAUUUAUCGGCGACAAUGCUCCACUGUCGUCUGAUGGCACCCAGUCUCAGCAGGAGUCACUGCCUAAGGGCCAGCACGAGUUUGUGCCUCACAUUGUCCGGCUCGCUGCGCUCAUGAACAAGAAUAAUCCAAAUAACGAGAACCUUCACCACAAAAGUGGGCGACCGCUGCUCAGCCUGACCUCGAUCAAGUCAUUCUACGACCUCCAGGGUUUCUUCAACAGCCUCGUUAGCGGGUCUAACAACGCUGUUGACGUUCAGUGUGCCUUUGAGAACAGUGCAUCCAACGCUCGCUCCAGCGAGUUGUCCAAGUCUCGGUCGGCCCCCGAGCUUGCAGCCAUGGCGCAAGGAGCUGCAGUGCCGGCAGCAGAAGACGCCGUCUUUCAGACAACAUUGCAGUGCGUGGAGCACAUUCUCGAACUCGAUUUCCUGGAGCCGCGCCUAUCGUGACACCACCAGCAGGACGUCAAUUGUGUGACAGAAUUAUUCACCCCGGUGGAGACCACCAUCUUUUUCCUACUCUUUCAUUUUUUUACCACUCCGGCUAGCUUUCUUGGGUCCAUGAACUGUAGAGCUUUCUUGGAGUUGCACAUCAGCUAGUCAUAUAUUACUUUCAUGUUCCAUUCAAUUGCGUAAAUUUUAUACUGUAUAUAUUAUAUAUAUCGCUGCUAUUGAAUGUGACAAUGCCUUGCAGUGGGAUAACAUGCACUGCGCCAGAGGCGACGGAGAAUGUUUUUAUUGUCGCUAAUCUGACAUACCUGUGUGUUUAAACGCAGUGUGGCGCUUUCUGUUCUGCCCGAUUGUGAUAAUUGCGUAAAGUAUGUACUUUUUCUUCGUGUCAGAUGAACCUUGCAGCACUUGACAAGAUCUUGGUGAUGACUGGCUCUCUACGAAUGCCUGCUUUCUUAAUCAAGCUCAAACAUCAGCCAUUUACUAAACCUUUUCCCAAUGUGUUAUUGAUCUUGUAUAUGUGUAAUAUGUUAUAAUAAUGUAUUACUAACAGCGAAAUACAGUGCGAUACCCUUACAUGCACCUAAAGAUGCGCUGUGGACUGUCCUGCGCCUGCUGUAAGCGAUGCAGUCAGAAUUUGUUGUUUGGCCAUAGUUUUAGCAUUGUGGUGUCCCUAACAUUUUAGCUUGUUACAUAUGUGUAUGUUAAGCUGCUGUGUGGCAAGAUAAUUCUCUUAUUUUCUGCAACAUGGCAGAGCUCACGUGUCAAUAUGGUUGAAAUAACUAUAUGCACAAAAUAAACAGCGACUGAGCUACUUUUAUUAGUGUUGUGAAAACGUUGCAAUGCCACCUGUUAUGCAAGCAAAGAAAGAAAAAAAGAAAUACCUGGCAUACUUUUGUUGACUGCAUAGCUGGAAAAUGUCUAUUUUGUAAAAUAUAUUUGCAGAGUUCUUGCAAAGUGAUA
Molecule: messenger RNA, 8236 nt
Organism: Dermacentor silvarum
Lineage: Eukaryota; Metazoa; Arthropoda; Arachnida; Ixodida; Ixodidae
Product: protein dopey-1
Exons: 34
Coding region: 224-7273 (2349 amino acids)
Biological process (GO): Golgi to endosome transport
Cellular component (GO): trans-Golgi network; endosome
Source: RefSeq, a predicted model, not a curated record